Neoarius graeffei (lesser salmon catfish) is the source of this 4298-nucleotide messenger RNA. It is a transcript of the gene osbpl8, whose product is annotated as oxysterol binding protein-like 8. Gene Ontology annotation, cellular component: intracellular membrane-bounded organelle; cytosol; membrane. The record is from RefSeq and is a predicted model, not a curated record. Gene Ontology annotation, molecular function: cholesterol binding. NCBI's taxonomy places the organism in Eukaryota, Metazoa, Chordata, Actinopteri, Siluriformes, Ariidae. The transcript is spliced from 23 exons. The coding region runs from base 409 to 3246 and encodes 945 amino acids.
AGAUUUGUACACCAGCAGCAAUGCUUUAAAGUCAAUUCUGUAGCUUACUGGAAGCCAGUGAAGGGACCUUAGAAUUGGAGUAAUGUGCUCUGUUCUUUUUGUUCGUUUGAGAACCCUCGCCGCUGCAUUUUGCAUGCAGAGUGUAGCAAAAAAAUGGAAGGAGAAUGUUGAGGAUGGAGCUGCCAGGCACACGAAAAUGAGGAAGGCCAAAGAGGAGAUGCAUGGAUGUGGUGAGAGAGGACAUGAAAGUGGCAGGUGUGGUAGAGAAGGAUACAGAAGACGGGGAGCAAUGGAGAAGAAAGAUCCACUGUGGCGACCCCUAAUCGGGAGUAGCCAAAAGAUGAUGAUGAUCAUCCCUGAUGAUGACGCCUGAGGUGACAGUGGUGAGGACAAACUCCCUCAGACGACAUGAAGAAACAGCGAGAGGAACCAGACUCAAGGGAACCCAUCCCCAUCAGGGAACAAUGUGAUGAGACUCCAGCCAGAAGUAGGGUAUCAGGAUGGAUCAGGCAGGUCCAAGGAGCAGGAGAGGAACCACUGGUGUCUCAGCAUCAUGCCGAGAACAGAGAGCACCCCGCCCCCUCAGGGAGCAUGAUGUCCGGUGAUGACGUGAGUGUUCUGACUCCAGGUAGAAUGAGGAAGGAGGUGGGGCUUCAUUCACACAAUAAAGACCUGAUCACCAGCUGCACCCUGAGCCCCGGGUCCAAUCCAGGACAUGGUGUUGAACGGAAGGAGGAUAGCUUAAUUCUAAAGGAGGAUUCAUCUCUGUCCAUAUCUAAAAGCAAGUCUGAGUCUAAGCUGUAUAAUGGAUCAGAGAAAGAUGUCUCAACUUCAGCAAACAAACUUACCAAGAAGGAAUCUCUCAAGGUCCAGAAGAAGAACUAUCGGGAAGAGAAAAAAAGAGCAACUAAAGAGCUGCUGAGCACGAUCACUGAUCCCUCAGUUGUUGUCAUGGCCGACUGGCUCAAGAUCCGUGGCUCUCUGAAGAGCUGGACGAAGCUGUGGUGUGUGUUGAAGCCAGGUGUGUUACUGAUCUAUAAGAGUCAGAAAAGUGAUCAGUGGGUGGGGACGGUGCUCCUGAGCUCAUGUGAACUCAUCGAGAGGCCUUCAAAAAAAAACGGCUUCUGCUUUAAACUGUUCCACCCACUGGAGCAGUCCAUAUGGGCCAUCAAGGGCCCUAAAGGAGAGACUGUUGGUUCCAUCACUCAGCCUUUACCCAGCAGUCACCUCAUAUUCCGAGCUGCUUCAGAAUCAGAUGGUCGUUGCUGGAUGGACGCACUUGAACUGGCUCUUAAAUGUUCCAGUCUGCUUAAGAGGACAAUGAUCCGCGAAGGAAAAGAGGAAACAACUGAACAUGCUCACAUCAACUUCUACAGCCUGCUGAGAUCACACAACCUGCAUGAAAGUGACCAGUUUAAGGACGAGCUGAACUCAGAUAAGUCAGAUAGAGAGAUUGAGCAGGAAGAGUGGGAGAAGAGUGAAGAGAGUGACAGUGACACCAGUGAACGACAAGAAGAUUCGUAUGCAGAUCUGGAGCAUGACACACUGAGGGAAACUCUUUAUGUGGAGCAGUGCCACGAGGAGCUGGGCGAGGCUGGUGAGGCGUCUCAGACAGAGACGGUGUCUGAGGAGAAUAAGUCUUUGAUCUGGACGCUGCUGAAGCAGGUUCGGCCUGGAAUGGAUCUGUCCAAAGUGGUUUUGCCUACCUUUAUCCUGGAGCCCAGGUCAUUCCUGGAUAAACUGUCUGACUACUAUUACCAUGCUGACUUCCUCUCCGAAGCUGCAGUAGAGGAAAAUGCCUAUAACCGCAUGAAGAAGGUGGUGAAGUGGUACAUUUCUGGAUUCUACAAGAAACCAAAAGGUCUGAAGAAACCAUACAACCCCAUCAUCGGAGAAACUUUUCGUUGUAUGUGGAUUCACCCAAAGACCAACAGCAAAACAUUUUACAUCUCUGAGCAGGCAUCUCAUCAUCCUCCAGUUUCUGCUUUCUAUGUCAGUAACAGGAAAGAUGGAUUCUGUCUGAGUGGCAGCAUCCUGGCCAAGUCCAAGUUCUAUGGAAAUUCUCUGUCGGCCAUUUUGGAUGGAGAAGCCAGACUGACCUUCCUAAACCGAGGAGAAGAUUACAUCAUGAACAUGCCAUAUGCACACUGCAAAGGUAUCCUGUAUGGGACGCUGACACUGGAGCUUGCAGGUCAGGUCACAAUCACGUGUGAAAAAACAGGCUACAGUGCACAACUGGAGUUCAAACUGAAGGUGUGUGUGUGUGGUGGUGGUGGUGGUGGGGGGGGGGUUGUUUACGAUUACCUUUCUUGUGCUGUAAUGUGUCGCUCUGUCUCUCCCCAUCAGCCGUUUCUUGGCAGUAGUGACAGUGUGAAUCAGAUCAGUGGGAAGAUUAAACUGGGGAAGGAAGUGCUGGCCACACUGGAGGGUCACUGGGACAGUGAGGUCUUCAUGAAUGAUAAGAAGUCGGGUGUGUGUGAGAUAUUCUGGAACCCAACUCCAGAGCUCCGGCAGAGUCGCCUCACCCGCUGCACUGUUGCUCUGGAAGAACAGGGGGACUUUGAGUCUGAGAGACUGUGGCAGCAUGUGACUCGUGCUAUCCUGAAUAAAGACCAGACGGAGGCGACCAAUGAGAAGUUUGUGUUGGAGGAGGCUCAGAGGAAGUCUGCACGAGAGAGGAAGCUGAAGAACGAGCAGUGGAAGCCGGUGCUGUUCGAUCAGGAUGCCAGCAGUGGAGACUGGCACUAUCGCUACGCAGACACUCGUCCAUGGGAUCCUCUGAAUGAUCUGGUGCAGUUUGAGAAAGAUGGCCGAGUUCAGACUAAAGUUCGUCACAGGACUCCUAUGGUACGUUCAGCCAGUGUAGUUAGUCUCAGUGCACAGGGCUGCCGGAGGGACAAUUACCUGAGCCAGGUAACAGGACCAAAGCGGAAGCAUAAGCAGAAUGAUAAACCCAAAAAUCCAGAGAGCGGCUGCUCAUCUCCAGAACUAGAACAUCACGACUCAUCAGGCAGUGAGAGACAGAAGAGUAAACUUGGCAACCGUGGGAGAAAGAAAGUGUCGGAUCUGUCAGAGUUACAGAGUGCAGUAGAGUCCAUCAAACACACACAGCAUGACAUCUGCAGGAGUGUGAGCGCUCUGCAGAGUCGGGUGGAGGAUCAGAGCUUCUUCCUCACGCAGAGAGAUUACAUCAUCAUCAUCUUCCUCAUCGGCCUACAGCUCUGCCUCAGCCUUAUCCUCAGAUAGAGAGAAGGAUGGGCGGGUGGAGAGACGGACAGGCGCACAGAGGGACAGACAGACAGAGGGAUGGGUGGCGAGACUGACUGACUCAGACUCUAUGCUCAAAUCUCUUCUCUUCAUCGCCCCUCCUUCAGUCUCUCCAUCCUUUAUUGUCCCUCCCCCAGUCUCUCUCUCUCUCUCUCUCUCUUAUAUCCACAUUCCAUUUAUCGUCGUUAGCGUAGUAAAGGCAGGUGUCCAUGUUUCAGAGCAGAGAGCUGAUUGGCUGGUUCAGAGUGAGGUGAAGUGAAUGAUGGGAAAAGGAUUUCUCUGAGGUGCACCUCCAUGCUUUCUCUGAUUUUUAUUCUGGUUUUUAUUCAUCUUUGUAUUGUUUGUUUUUGUGUGUUUAUUUCUUCCUGCUGUUCACACUGUCUGUGUGUGUGUGUGUGUGUGUGUGUGUGUGUGUGUGUGUGUGUGAGUGAGAGAGGGAGUGACAGUCACACACCAGUAUAAUGUUUUUAAAAUGUCAGUGUGUUUGUUUUACUCAUUGACUGUUUUUUUAUGAAUUAACAUAAAUCAUUAAUGUGGUUCAUGUUCAUUUUAAUAUGUAAAUGAGCAGGCUUUACAUUUCAUAUGAUUUUAAAAAAUGUUUACAGAGGACAGUAGCUGUUUGAGCAUCAUUAUUAGCAGGAGUAUCUAGGGCGUAGGGUUUAGCAUCAGCCCUGUUUUCAGACUUCCUGUUGUAGCAGAACUUCCUGUUGUAGCUCCGCCUCUUCUUUUUUAGCAUAGAUGUAAAUAUUUAAAGCCAAAUAGCCACUCAGAUGACUGAAUGUGUGCAUACGUGUCAGACACGUGAAUGUGUCCACAUCAAUAAUAACUCCAGUUAAUGUGCCUUGAAGGGCGGGGUUUCCUCAGAGGGCGGGGUAUCAGAAAUGUGCAGAGUCCAACUCUUUAAUUCCCUUUCAUUGGUGUCUGUGUGUGUGUUUCUGCAGUUCACUUCAGUAUUGAUGUGAAUGACUGAAGUUAACUUCCUGUAUGUUAAUCACCUGUAACAUGCCUCAAUAAAGAGUAAUAAGACCUCA